This is a messenger RNA of Coffea eugenioides, 1674 nucleotides long. Its product is annotated as pyridoxal kinase. The record is from RefSeq and is a predicted model, not a curated record. The transcript is spliced from 13 exons. Gene Ontology annotation, molecular function: pyridoxal kinase activity. NCBI's taxonomy places the organism in Eukaryota, Viridiplantae, Streptophyta, Magnoliopsida, Gentianales, Rubiaceae. The coding region runs from base 147 to 1163 and encodes 338 amino acids. Gene Ontology annotation, cellular component: cytosol. Gene Ontology annotation, biological process: pyridoxal 5'-phosphate salvage.
CUUACCCAACAAUUUCCGCAAAUCCUAGUUCAAAGCUCAAUAAUCAACAUUUUGCUGAUCUGCUAGAUAUAAAUAUUACCUGAAAGAGUUGGAAAAGUAGAUUGAUCAAUGCAUUAUCUAGACGAGAAGCUAAGUUUCAGUGGCAUAUGAUAAAGGCAAAUACCUUUUAUCUCCCUGGAUCGGAGCCAUUUCCAAGCUUCUUUAGUUGCAGGUUAAGGAGCUUCAGGAUUUCGGCAAUGGCGCCGCCGGUGCUUGCAUUGGCUCUACCGUCUGAAACUGGCAGAGUCCUUAGUAUACAGUCUCACACGGUUCAGGGGUAUGUAGGCAACAAAUCAGCCGUAUUUCCUCUCCAACUAUUGGGCUAUGAUGUGGACCCCAUCAAUUCCGUGCAGUUCUCGAAUCACACAGGAUACCCAACUUUUAAGGGGCAGGUAUUAAAUGGAGAUCAACUAUGGGACUUAAUAGAAGGUCUUGAAGCCAAUGAUUUGUUAUACUAUACACAUUUAUUGACAGGUUAUAUUGGUUCUGUCUCCUUCCUGAACACUGUGCUUAAAGUUGUUGAUAAGCUCCGGGCAAUCAACCCCGGACUUACAUAUGUCUGUGAUCCAGUGAUGGGUGAUGAAGGAAAGCUUUAUGUCCCUCAAGAGCUGGUUUCAGUGUAUCGUGAGAAGGUUGUUCCUGUUGCUUCAAUGUUGACACCUAAUCAGUUUGAAGCAGAACUUUUGACUGGCAUCAGGAUUGUAUCCGAACAAGAUGGACGUGAAGCUUGUAAUAGACUACACACUGCUGGACCCCCAAAGGUUGUGAUAACAAGCAUGAACAUGGACGGGAAUCUUAUUCUUAUUGGCAGUCAUAGAAAAGAGAAGGCCCUGCCUCCUGAGCAGUUCAAGAUUGCGAUACCCAAAAUUCCUGCAUAUUUCACGGGAACUGGAGAUCUAAUGACUGCAUUGUUACUUGGAUGGAGCAAUAGAUACCCUGACAAUCUUGAGAAAGCAGCAGAGUUGGCUGUAUCAAGCUUACAGGCACUUCUUGUGAGAACAUUAAAUGAUUAUCGAAGGGCUGGAUAUGAUUGCCAAUCAAGCAGUUUGGAGAUUCGGUUAAUUCAGAGUCAAGAUGACAUUCGAAACCCAGAAGCCAAAUACAAGGCAGAAAGAUACAAUUGAAUGGAUGUAAGAAUGGAGAUUUAUUCUGGGACCAUUCUGAUGGAUACAGGAGCCGUUAACGGUACCAAGUCAUUGCAGUAAAAAAGAAAAAAUUGUAAGCUUGAUAUAUCACAGAAGGAAGGCUUGCCAAACUUGAAUGGCUUAUGCCAGCACAAAAAUAAAUGAAGUGUCUAAAAGAUCUUCUGGAAAUAAACAAGAUGGAACACUACCUGCCAAUGUGAACAAGUCGAGAACAUGAUGGAAUCUUCCUCUUUUGAUUGUCUCAAUGAGUAUCCAGUGGAAUCUCUGACUGGGUUUUGUGGCUAACCUACCACACGUUAUACGAACAUGAAUAUGAGGAAAAACCGAAAGAUGAACAAGUCGAAAUGAUUGGUGAUGAAGAAAAUCAUAGGUAGGGUAGCUUUCAGGAGAUUAAUGAAUGACCUUCUCUCCUUUCACUUUGAAAGCAACUCUUCAAUACUACAUUCCAAACAAUGUGCAUGUUAUGAUUCUAUUUUAAAACUAAAAGAAA